Messenger RNA from Gadus chalcogrammus (walleye pollock), 2563 nucleotides. RefSeq lists its product as uncharacterized. The record is from RefSeq and is a predicted model, not a curated record. The coding region runs from base 542 to 2302 and encodes 586 amino acids. The transcript is spliced from 2 exons. NCBI's taxonomy places the organism in Eukaryota, Metazoa, Chordata, Actinopteri, Gadiformes, Gadidae.
UAUAUGCAAACAGUAUACAUCAUUAAGCCCUGCCUCUGGAGGAGCAGAUGGAGAGUUUACGCCAGAGCUGCUAAACUCGGAUGAAUGCCAGGCAAGUUGUAUUACAAAAUAAACAAGUUAUGAAGAUACACCACAUGAAACAUUAUCAGGUAUUAUGUAAUAAACACUACUAAAUGUGUUUACCACAGGACAACACUGAAAGCAGCACGACACCUCCAGAGCAUGAUCCAUCCAUUUGGAUAGAAUCUGAUGUCAUGACACCAUGCGAAUCUAUAAAUAGAUCACAUAAAAGAGUGACGUGAUGGCUCUAAAGUAGCCGAUUCAUCCUGCUAUGCUUAUACAGAGUGGAUUUUGAUAUUUACAUACGGUUCACUCUGUUUCUUUGUUGUGCCAGCCCAGUGAGGAAAAUAAUGCAGCAGGUACCUCCACACCUCUUCUGCUCAGUGGAAAAGAUCUACCUCAGACCGCCGUGCAUCCUCAUGCUACAAAUCAGAUUACAAUUGAUAACUUGGAUCGCAGUGUGACCCCUCAUACAAUAACAAUGAUCAACCAAAAAAAAAUGUACCAUUGGAUGAUAAUGGUUGGUAAUGAGGAGAGAGUCAGUGCAACUCAUCUGCCACAAGAAAACAGAAGGUCUGUGCUAGAAGUCCCACUAACAGACAUACUACCCAAUCAGAAUGACAAAGACCAUCUCAGGAAAGAAUUUGCUGAACUGAUAGGAAGAGUGUUGGUAUCCCACCUUCAAUGCCUCAGCCCAUUCAGAGACCUCCUUCAGUGGCACAUACCACAUGCAUUCUCGUCUGAAAUGACCAAAAAAACAGAUCUAACACCCCUUGGACUCUUUGAUGCGGAUGAAAAAAACAUAGCAGAUAUGAUAAAAGUCCUUGGUUACAUACAUGACAGAUAUGUCCCUUAUGUACCUACUGAUGUCAAUGGAAAUGUUAUGAAACCAGCUGUAAAAAUCAUCAUUACUGGAGAUCAGCUAACUAAACAAAAUGCUGAUGCUGCCCUCCGAUCAGUGGAGAAUGCAAACACACUACACGGUAGACUAAACGGCAUUGUCACUGCGAUCGCAGAUUUUCAUUGCAGUAUGAAUUUCACAGAUCUUAUUCUCAAAGAAUAUUAUAAGACCACAUCUAAUGCAGACAUGGGUACACUGCACCAACUACGGAACAUUAUUAACAGAAGAGAUGUUUCAGCAACUGCUCUAGGGGAUAAGUACAGAGCAAGCAACACAUUCAUCAGAGAUGUGACCAAUGCUUCCAUCAUUGCUGCUGCUAUGCACUACUUUUCAAUGGAGAAUACAAAAGACACACCGAAGACUCACCCUCCACCUGCAACCUUCCAGUCUGACUUGGAGAAGGGUAACUGGAUCCACACACAACUCUUAAAUAUAGUUGACAUGUUUGUCAUGAAUGACAACAUGGUACUGCCAGACCGAGGAACGGGAGAUGAAGAGGACACACAGGCUUACCCACAGGCCCAGAAUACACCUGUGAAGUGUGACUUUCAGGACUGCAGAAGUACAGCAUUUAAAGACCAUGCAGGGCUUACAAAACAUGUCAUUAAUUGUCACAACAUAUUCAUGGCUUACCAUGGAGAGAAGACGACCAGGGGAGUGGAGAGCCAGGGCAGGCAAUACACAGAUGGGAUCUUCAACUACCAUAGUGGGUUCCUUAAGCUAGCCUUACUGGAACAGGAUUUCCAGGACUCCAUUAAAGAAGGUGACGGACAAAGGACUGUCCGCCUCUGGAAAUACAAAAUGCUACACUUCAAACAAGCAGGUAGGAACAAAUACAGCCUAGAGGCACUCAAACUGCAGCUCGACGUCCAUGCCCUUCUGAGUCCAAGUGUAGCACAUCGGCUCACAUGGAACAGGACCAUAAAUGUUUGUGGUGGGGCUGGUAACAACAUUGCCUUAGAUCUGAACUGUGAACAUUUUGUGCGGCUCACAAAAGAUCUGAUGGCCAAACAAGGGGCAAAUAUGCAGUUCAACAUAGCCAAAGAAAUAAGUCGGACCAUUGGUGAGCUAACAGAGUUGAUGACCAACUUUGAUCAGGACUGUGAAAUCAAGCCAGAGUCAGGACUGCAUGCAGAACCGAACAAAGAGGCUGACAUCUCGGAAAUGGUGGCAGUUCUUCAAAACAACAAAGUGUUCAGAUUUACUCCAGGAAGAACAUACACCACAUUCAAAAAUACCACCCCCAAUCCGUUGCAACAGCUAAACGCUGCUGGGGUGCUGCAAUGGAUAAAUGAGCACAAAAAGAAAUUACAUUUGAAACAGGUAAAUGGCUGCUUUUAAUGAGACAAAUUAAACAGUAGGCCUACACAUAAAACACAUCUUAAAAGCUUUGUGCACCCUGUCCCCAAAGCCCCAACAGCUCCUUUUUCCCGACCUGAUUAAGGUCUAAACCCCACACCUAAAGAUGCACCUAUUGUUAACCUUGUUAUUUGUUAUUUAUUUAAUUAAUCUUUCGAUUACUUCAGGGACCCUGCACAUUUAUAUUUAUACUUAUAUUUAUAUUAUCCCUCAUAUUUCAUCAUACUUAUUUAUUUAUUUAUU